CUCUCUCUCUCUCCCUCUCUCUCUCCCUCUCUCCCUCUCUCUCUCUCUCUCUAUCUCUCUCUCUCUCUGCACUGAUCCGGUCACAACAACAGAUCUGAACCUCAACAUGUCUCUGCAGCCUUCUCCCUGCGUCAUAGACUGUGGGACCGGGUACACCAAGAUCGGUUACGCUGGAAACACAGCGCCGCAGUUCAUCAUGCCGUCAUGCAUCGCCAUCAAAGAGUCGGCCAGCAUAGGAGAACAGGCCCAGAGGAGACUUGUACGAGGAGUUGACGACCUGGACUUCUACAUUGGAGACGAGGCCGUAGACAAACCCAACUAUGCAACAAAGUGGCCCAUCCGUCAUGGGAUGGUGGAAGACUGGGAUCUGAUGGAGAAGUUUAUGGAGCAGGUCAUCUUCAAGUACCUUCGAGCAGAACCUGAGGACCACAGUUUCCUCAUGACAGAGCCUCCUCUCAACACUCCAGAGAACAGAGAGUACCUGGCUGAGAUCAUGUUUGAGACCUUCAACAUACCUGGACUCUACAUCGCUGUACAGGCAGUGCUCGCGUUAGCAGCGUCCUGGACGUCCCGGCAGGUGGGACAGAGGACUCUGACCGGCAUCGUCAUCGACAGCGGAGAUGGAGUCACACACACCAUCCCUGUGGCUGAGGGCUUCGUGAUUGGCAGCUGUAUAAAACAAAUCCCCAUCGCAGGGCGGGACAUUACCUUCUUCAUCCAGCAGCUGCUCAGAGACAGAGAGCUGGGGAUUCCCCCGGAGCAGUCGCUGGAGACCGCCAAGGCAGUCAAGGAGCGGUACGGUUACAUCUGUCCAGACAUUGUGAAGGAGUUCACUAAGUACGACUGUGACCCGGGGAAAUGGAUCAAACAGUUCCAUGGAGUGAAUGCCGUCAGUCAGACCCCAUUCCACAUCGACGUGGGCUACGAACGCUUCCUGGGCCCAGAGAUCUUCUUCCACCCGGAGUUUGCUAACCCAGACUUCAUGCAGCCCAUCUCUGAUGUCGUGGAUGAGGUCAUUCAGAGUUGUCCAAUCGAUGUGAGGAGGCCGCUCUACAAGAACAUCGUGUUGUCCGGAGGAUCCACCAUGUUCAGAGACUUCGGCCGGCGGCUGCAGAGAGACCUGAAGAGGGUGGUUGAUGCCCGACUGAGACUGAGCGAAGAGCUGAGUGGAGGACGGAUAAAGCCGAAGCCGAUGGAGAUUCAGGUGGUGACACAUCACAUGCAGCGUUACGCCGUCUGGUUUGGAGGCUCCAUGUUGGCAUCCACGCCAGAGUUUUUCCAGGCGUGUCACUCGAAAAAGGACUACGAUGAGAUUGGACCGAGCAUCUGUCGACACAACCCCGUGUUCGGCAUCAUGUCCUGAAGCCGUGUGCUAGCGUGUUAGCCCAUUAGCUGUUAUCAGCCUGUUUGGCCUUUGUACCUACAGCCAAUUAGCUAGCCAGCCUGUUAGCCUGUUAGCCUGCUGCCCUUGUCACCUGCCAUCUGUUAUUAGACACCAGUCACUGAGCUGUUAGCAUCUCUGUCCCUUGCCCCUUGCAUGUUUCAGUCAAGGCUAACAGACUGUUAGCAUACUAGCUCAGCCUCCGCAGGCACAUGGAGGUCUGGAGCAGGUGAAGCAAACACAGUUAGAAAUCAGUGAAAGUUUCCAGUCUUCACUCAGAGCUGACACCACAUCGGUUGCAGGUUCAAGUCCAGACUCUGAAACUGUUCCAAACACGAAGCCAAGGAGAGGAUCUGUUUUCAUGUUUCUGACGUAGAGAUGUUCGUCUCUUCACUCGUCUCUUGCAUAGAUGUCCUCCAGCGCUCAGUCCCUGUGUUAGCAUGUUAGCAUGUCAGUGAGGAAACAUGGCAGAUCAGCACAUGUUGUUCUGUUUCCUCACAUACGUCAUAAAGAAGUGUUCUGUUUCACUGAUUUGGUUUAUUUAGAGUAUGAUUAACUUCCAGAAGUGACUUAAUCACAAACUGUGAGUAACUGUGUGUGUGUGUGUGUGUGUGUUGAUGAAUCAUAAACGACUGCAGUCAGUGUGUCAAUAUUUAUAGACAACAGUGGAACAGGUCAUAACUUCAGUAACACUGUCAGCAGGAGCGUAUACAGGAAAUACAGAAUGUGUUUUUAUCAUAGGCUGUAUAUAUAAGGUUUUUAUUCAUCAUUACAGCUUCUGUACUUGUGGGAUUUCAUUGUGUCUUUAUUUGAGUUGUUUCAGUACAACAUACAGAUAUUUGUACUUGUCAGUACUUACUUUGAAGUUGUUGGUACUUACUCUGGACAUUUGAUGUUUUACUGAUUUGGGACUAAUCGUUACUCAGGACUUGUCGUCAGGACUCCAGAUUGUUGGGCUCAGGUAUUUGCACCUGAUAAAUGUAUUGAUCCACACACUGUGAUCAGGUGACUUGUGGUUGGACAGCCAGCGAGCGUAUAAAUGAGCCGACAGAGAUUUAGCUUUGUGAUGACGUCCACAUGUUAAUGAUCUGUAGCUGGAUACUGAGCAACUGUCAAUAAACACUCCACCUCCAACAUUACUGCUUCCAGGGUGUGACACAAAUAUAACGUAGAAAACAAGGAAGUAUUCUGCACCUUUCAUUGGUCAGUGCUCCUCUGGCACAAGUUGACCAGGUGUCCCAGCUCACAGGACCAGGGGACAACAUCAGCAGGAAGAGACGUCCACAGGAACCACAGCGUCUCCACCACAAUCAGACACUGGACGCCCUUCAGCAGCAGAGCUUCGACUGCAGCUCAUAUGUUUUUACAUAGUUUAACAUAAAUAACAGAAGUUUUGCUAUGA
Molecule: messenger RNA, 2783 nt
Organism: Platichthys flesus (European flounder)
Lineage: Eukaryota; Metazoa; Chordata; Actinopteri; Pleuronectiformes; Pleuronectidae
Product: actin-related protein 3B-like
Exons: 12
Coding region: 107-1363 (418 amino acids)
Cellular component (GO): actin cortical patch
Molecular function (GO): actin filament binding
Source: RefSeq, a predicted model, not a curated record